AUGUCUAGCGGAGAAGAAGAAAUCGAUGGAAAACCGAUAGGAGAGCUGCGAGUGAUCGACCUCAAGGAACUUCUGGACAAAAGAGGCUUAUCGAAGACCGGCAGUAAGACCGCUCUCGUAAAGCGUCUUCGAGAGUCUUGCGGUAGUGACCUCGUAGCAGAGUACUUGGAGAAACAGCAGAUCGCUCUGCAAGCAGCCAAGAAAGCAGCGGGUAACGUCUCGUAA
Messenger RNA from Soboliphyme baturini, 225 nucleotides. The record is from the annotation of a GenBank genome assembly. Lineage: Eukaryota; Metazoa; Nematoda; Enoplea; Dioctophymatida; Soboliphymatidae.